This is a messenger RNA of Yamadazyma jaroonii, 216 nucleotides long. The record is from the annotation of a GenBank genome assembly. NCBI's taxonomy places the organism in Eukaryota, Fungi, Ascomycota, Pichiomycetes, Serinales, Debaryomycetaceae.
AUGGUAGCAGCAGAGUUAGAUAAAGUGGUGUUAGCAGAACAUGAGUUCUAUGAAAGUGGGAAUCUUAAGAAUUUACUCAAUUUGAAUUAUGAUGAUACACCUGACGAUUUCGAUUUCAAUUGGCUAUAUAUCUUGGGGAUCUUGAGUUUGAUGGCGUUAUUAAUAGCAUAUAAUAAGAGUUCCAAGAGGAAGAAGAAUGAUAUUUCAUCAGUAUAA